AUGCCACAGAGGAAACAGAUCUCUUGGAGGAAUUUGCUGGUCGGAGCUGGCAUGAACAUAUUCCAAGUCACCUCGCUGGGACAGCCGAUGGAAAACAUGAAAACAUAUGUAUCAGCGAACCGCAACGCGACUCUUGGAGAAGCAGGGCGUGCCUUACUCGCUCGUGGCCUAAUUCGUGGCUUCUACCAAGGGCUCAUACCUUGGGCGUGGCUCGAAGCUUCAACCAAAGGCGCAAUCCUGAUACUCACAUCGACCGAGGUCUCAUACCAUUCAACGCACUCUUUUGGUUUGGGCCCAGCGGUAGGAGCGACACUAGGUGGUGUAGCCGGCGGCGCUGCCCAGUCAUACUUGACAAUGGGUAUGACCACUUGCAUGAAAACAGUCGAAGUCACAAGGAGCAAGACCGCGAUGGCAGGAGGCAAAGUCCCAGGUACGCUGGAGACUUUCUUUGGCAUUAUACGUACGCAAGGCAUCCGGGGCGUGAACAAGGGCGUCAAUGCAGUUGCUCUGCGACAAAUCACUGGUUGGGCUAGUCGAAUGGGCAUAUCCAAAGCAGCAGAGAUACCGAUACGGAAAUUGCGGGGCAAGUCGGAGAGCGACAAGCUGGUGAUAGGCGAGAAGAUCGUAGCGUCAACCAUCGGUGGCGCUUUGAGCUGCUGGAACCAGCCAUUUGAGGUUAUCCGAGUCGAUAUGCAGGCAGUGAAAGCAACUCAGUCUGCAACAAAACCUACAAUGCUUUCAACAGCACGAUUGAUCUGGCAGGAUAAUGGCUUGCGUGGAUUCUUUCGGGGUGUUGUUCCGCGUAUUGGAGUUGCUUCCUGGGCUACAAUCUGUAUGGUCGGCCUAGGCGAUACCGUACGAGAGUGUUUCGCAAGAUAGACG
This is a messenger RNA of Macroventuria anomochaeta, 882 nucleotides long. Its product is annotated as mitochondrial DNA replication protein. The transcript is spliced from 5 exons. Gene Ontology annotation, molecular function: tricarboxylate secondary active transmembrane transporter activity. Gene Ontology annotation, cellular component: mitochondrion. Gene Ontology annotation, biological process: mitochondrial citrate transmembrane transport; alpha-ketoglutarate transport. Lineage: Eukaryota; Fungi; Ascomycota; Dothideomycetes; Pleosporales; Didymellaceae. The coding region runs from base 1 to 879 and encodes 292 amino acids. The record is from RefSeq and is a predicted model, not a curated record.